Fundulus heteroclitus (mummichog) is the source of this 2542-nucleotide messenger RNA. RefSeq names its product regulator of chromosome condensation (RCC1) and BTB (POZ) domain containing protein 2. The record is from RefSeq and is a predicted model, not a curated record. NCBI's taxonomy places the organism in Eukaryota, Metazoa, Chordata, Actinopteri, Cyprinodontiformes, Fundulidae. The transcript is spliced from 12 exons. Gene Ontology annotation, molecular function: protein binding. Bases 206 to 1789 code for a protein of 527 amino acids.
CACACCACCAGUUUCCAGGAAGUAAACUGUUGGAUUGUUUUGCUUUUUCUUCUGGGCGGCGAUGCAGCGACCAAAGCUAGCUAUGACAGCCAACAUUUACUGCCGACAUGAUUCCCUCAGCAAUGUUUAAGUUUUUCUGGUAACAAGAAAAGUGUUUCUGGGGGCAAACCGUAGCUGCAACAACUGUCACGCCAAGCUGAGUAGCAUGCUGGACGUGGGGAAGUGGCCAGUGUUUGCACUGCUUCCUCCUGAGGAACUACGACUUAUUCGGCAGGCUUGUGUCUUCGGCAGUGCUGCAAACGAAGCUCUCUAUGUCACUGUUAAUGAUGAGGUCUUUGCCUUGGGCACCAACUGUAGCGGCUGCUUAGGCCUCGGAGACCUUCAAAGCACCAUUGAGCCGCGCAGGAUUGAUGUCUUGUGCGGAAAGAAGAUUGUGUCCCUGAGCUAUGGUACAGGACCACAUGUGGUCAUCGCCACUGCAGACGGGGAAGUGUUUGCCUGGGGCCACAAUGGCUACAGCCAGCUGGGAAAUGGGACCACCAACCAUGGUCUGACCCCCGCCCUGGUCUCCACCAACCUCAUCAGCAAGCGGGUGACGGAAGUGGCCUGUGGCUCCCACCACACCAUAGCGCUCACCAGUGACGGAGAGGUGUAUGCGUGGGGCUACAACAACUCUGGCCAAGUGGGUUCUGGGUCGACUGCCAAUCAGCCAACACCACGUCGGGUUAGCAGCUGUCUGCAGAACAAAGUAGUGUACAACAUAGCCUGUGGCCAGCUCUGCUCGAUGGCUGUCCUGGACAAUGGAGAGAUUUAUGGUUGGGGCUACAACUGCAAUGGGCAGCUCGGUUUGGGAAACAACGGCAAUCAGCAGACGCCGUGCAGGAUCGCUGCGCUGCAAGGUGUCAAUAUCGUGCAGGUAGCGUGUGGAUAUGCGCACACGUUGGCACUGACGGAUGAAGGAUUUGUUUAUGCAUGGGGAGCCAACUCCUAUGGACAGCUAGGAACAGGCAAUAAAAGCAACCAAGCUCUCCCCAUCCUAAUAAAUACAGACAAGGAAAGGAUGGUGGAGGUGGCUGCGUGUCACACCAGCCACACGUCAGCUGCCAAGACGCAGAGCGGGCAGGUUCUGAUGUGGGGUCAGUGUCGAGGUCAGGCCGUGUCCAGCCCUCACCUCACCCACUUCAGCAGCACGGAUGACGUGUUUGCCUGCUUCGCUACGCCAGCCGUCACAUGGCACCUCCUCUCAGUGGAUGGAGAUGACUACCUGACAGUUGCCCAGUCUUUGAAGAAGGAGUUUGACAGUCCAGAGAUUUCUGACCUCAAGUUCUUAGUUGAUGGGAAGUGCAUCUAUGUUCACAAAGCUCUUCUGAAGAUCAGGUGUGAGCAUUUCCGUGCUUUGUUGAAUGAAACAGACGAAGAUGUUAUAGAAAUUCACCAGUUCUCGUAUCUAGUGUACAGAGCCUUCCUGGAGUAUCUGUACACAGACAAUAUUAACCUGCCACCAGAGGAUGCUAUUGGGUUACUUGACUUAGCCUCGUUUUAUCGAGAGACAAGACUCAAAAGAUUGUGUCAGGAAACAAUCAAGAGGGGCAUCUCUGAAGAGAACGCCAUCACUCUGCUUUCUGCCGCCGUCAAGUAUGAGGCUCGGGACCUGGAGGAGUUCUGCUUCAAGUUUUGUGUCAACCAUCUAACGGCUGUCACUCAGACCCAGGCCUUUGGGGACAUGGAUCAUGACCUGCUCAAGAACUUCAUUAGCAAGGCAAGCCGCUACGGGGCCUUCAAAAACUAGCGCGGCCCUUGCGGCGGCGGAUUCCGGAUGAUUUGUUUUGAUUCUGCAAAAGGAGAGCCAACCAAAGUAAACACCGAGCUGGACAGCUUUGCAAAGACUUGUUACUGUUGGAUGUAAACACUGCAGAGGGCCAGUGGUUUCGGGUGGCAGCAGCUAUCUGAUGCUGCCGUGUUACUACUCUAAACCUUGUCCAAACACGGUGAAGUGGGGCAGAAAUAUUGGGUUACUCUACUAAUCCGGUCUUAAAAUGAAGAUGUACCACAGAGGUUUGCAGUUUGUCAGACUUAUGUUACCAAAAACAAGCUUAAUUGCGGCUACUUCCGGUUCGUUUGAAGCAGACAUACAGACGGAUGCAGCUAGCUUAAAAAUGCUGUAUGGUUCUUAACAUAUAUCUCAAUAAAUGACCAGUUUAAAGACUUUCAAUAGCAAAUUUCCAAAUUACGUGGUAAGCUGUGUCUAAUUCAUGUAGACAUAAAGCAAUCUGCAACAAAUAAAUCAAUACUUCACAUCCUGCUGCAACCUACACGCCAGUCAGCCGAUAUUUGUUGAUCCGAGGUAUGUUUGUAUAUACUGUAUAUAUGCGUUUUCUGUUUUGGAUACAGUUUUUACACUAAUUUAAACCAAACUUGUGGUAAUUAGAAAUAGUUUUAUCAUAUUGGGCGAUCCAGUGGAAACCUCCAGACUCUGUUUAUGUCAUGAUCAACCACUCAAUGCUCUGUGAAAUAAAUUCCUAAAAAGUUAAUUAUCAUAAAA